UUUGUUUACAGCCUUCGCGUCUGGCCCCCUUCUGGGACAUCGGGCCAGAGCCUGCCUGGCGGAUGACGAAGGGAGCAGCUAUGCCUGUCCGCUGUAAGGGAGUGAGUGAGUACAGGAGGAACUUCAAAUGGAGAAAAGCAGAUCAGUCUAUACUUUGUAGUCCCGUGCAUGAGCAAAAAUGCCGAUGGGCUGGACUUCGAUCAGAUCAGCUUGGAAUUGCAAGAGAACCAAAUUUUAUUUCCAAGAGAAGAGUGCCAUAUUACAGCACACAGAUUUCAAAGUCCUUUGAGUGGGACAGGGAUAAUGAUUACAGGGCAGGUAAAUCAUCAGAAUGUGAAGUUCCUCCACCACUGGAGUUGCAUACAAAUCACAGCAAAGAUGAUAUAAAUAAGGAUGAUAUUAAGACACCUGACGCUCCCAGGCUUCCAGAAAAAAUGGAUCCUAGUUCUGCAGGUUCUAGACCAGACCCAACUGAUGUCCUUUCAGAAAACAAGAAGUUACCGGCCAAACCUUCAGUGAACGAAAAUGGAAUGUUAGCACCUACAGAAAAGGCAUCAGAAAAAACAGGGCUUAACAGAGUCUUGCAGAGAAAAGCAGGCAUGAAUAUUUUACGGUCAAGUAGCUUCCCCAGAAGUUCUGAGUAUCAAAGGCAGUUUGUUUGGAAAACCCCUCCGAAAAUCUCGCCAGUACUUGCAGCAGAUCAGUUUCUUCACAGAACAAGUAACGCCAUUCCUCCAUACAAGAUUUCUGCAAAUAUUCCUGAAACUGAAUAUGAGAGACGUUUCAAAGCUUCUCCCCCUAUGAAAGAACUGAGAGAAACAUGUUCAGAAAAGAAAGAAUGUCCUAUAUAUAAUACUGUAGAAUUAUCUGCUGGAGAAAAGAAAGAAAAAAAAUCACUUUCAAAGACCCCAGAAGAUCCUCCAAAAGAAGACCAAUCAGAAACAGAACAAAAACAACAACAUAAACAACGAAAUAAACCACCCUGUUUACACAGAAGUUUUAGAAAAAUGAACACCGAAUACAGAUCAAAAUUUUUGUCUCCAGCUCAAUACAUAUACAAAGAUGGAGCUUGGUUGCGUAUCAGGAGAAAUGUCUUUGGUCAAGGUUCUCGAAACACCCUAAAUUACAAGUGGUAUAUGGAGGUAAAAGAACUGCGAGAGAAGGCAGAGUCUUACAGGCAAAGGAUACAGGGGACUCACUUCUCCAGAGACCAUUUAAAUCAGAUUCUGUCUGAUAACAACAGGCUUUGGGAUUUGUCUUCAGAUUCAAGUUCAGAAGAAGCCAUUAGCAACAACGUUAGAGCUCUAGAUCUGGCUGGGGUCUCUGAGAAGAAGAUCUCUACGGGUCCUAAGACAUCACCGCAGCCUGAAUUGUCAGAACAAUUCACCAAGAGUAAUACUGAGAAGCUGGGCCUAUCAGAUGCUGCCACUGUUCCAGUCAAACGACGUCUAGUUUGGGGUGAACCUGGCAGUGCUGAAAAACUGGAUAAUCCUCCACUGGAGGAGGGAGAGGAAAAAGAAAAUAAGCAGGAAUCAGAAGAUUUUGAAAAAGGAAGUGAUAAGGAUGGCAAUACAAACAACCAGCAAGAAGGAAAUGUCUCACUUGUGAGUUCCUCAGGUGAUAGGUCAGAUUCUUCAGUAUCUUCAAGAAAGGGUGGUAGGCUUUCUACGCCACAGCUAAGAAUUCUUGGUGGAGCCCAAAGGACUCAUCAUGAUCUUACCACACCUGCCACCGGAGGAGCUGUUUUAGUAUCGCCUCCAAAAGUGAAGCCUUUGUCCUCAGUACAAAUGAAGGAGGGGUCUUCAGAAAAGCAGGUAUCAAGAGAUGACACAACAAGAAAAUUUAAUAGGGAUGAAGUAGAAGCUACAAUCUUGUCUCCUUCCUCAGCUGCUGGGCUGAAAACUCAAGAUCUUUUACCAUUACGGAAAGAUCAGUUGCUUGGCCUAGAUCUUUCUGGUAUAAGAACCCCUCCAACUACAAUGCAUUCAGAGCAUGCACCUAUAGUUCCUGCAUUAAAGCCAGCGAAAGACUCUGCUUCAUCCUACUGGAGUCCAUCAUGCCGCAUUCAAGGAACUCUCAGGGAUCCAGAGUUUCAGCAUAAUGGAAAUGUGGCAAGCCCAAAAAAGAGCUGGCUGCAGUUACCUCUCCAGGAGAGAAACUAUAAUGAUGAAGAUGAUGACAGAUUGUCCCAACUGUCUGCUCGAUCCGCUGCUUCUAGUUCCCUGGCAUCUCAAGUCCUAGAACGAGCUCAGAGGAGAAAAGAGAACUUCUGGGGCAAGAUGUGAUGUGUUCUGCUAUAUUUGGAAAUUGUUUCUAUUUGGAUAUUUUAAUAUGGUUUUGUGAAAAAUGUCUGUUGUAUUGGGUGUGAUAUGAACUCUACCUCACUAUGUUGUUCUUUAGCUAUAAUAUAAAAUGUUUCUAUUCCAUGUACAAUUUAUGUGGAAUUUCAAAUUGACUUUAUGUCUGUUUUAAAUGGCAGUAUGGCAGAAAAAUAAGUGCCAAGCUUCAGAUAAUCUCAUUUUACACAGUACCACAUUUUAUACAGUAGCACAAACAGCAUAGUCAGUGGAGUUGUCCAAAUGUAAAAUAAGGCUGGGACAAGUCUAAGCAUCCUCUGACCUCUGUUAUGCCCUUGAUCUGCCCAGGAUUAUUCCAGCUGUUCUGUUGGCACUCGUGGUGUCCAAGAUCUCCCUGGACAUUUAUAUGCACAUUUCACAUUCUUUACACUGAGCCCAUCAGCACUAAUCCUUCUGCUCCCGGGCCACUUUGGCACUCAUUCAGGUCUACCAACCAAUUAGCUUUGACUUUGAUGAUGAACCUAUAAUGUUCUUGACCUACUUUGGUUCCUCAGGAUCCGGAAAUAAUGGGAUUUAUAUGAUUUCUGUGACUCUCUCUGGGGCAAUGUUUUUAGUCUAAAAUUACCAAGUAAACUAUAUUCACAACAGUUAAUGCUACAAUCACACACAACAGCCACCUGACUGGCUAAUCUGCUCAGUUCCAGGAUUUGCUUCUGUUCUCUGCAUACAUUUUUUUAGUGUCCAAAUCCAAGUGUUUUUCUCCACUGAAAAAUAGGUUAUGAAAAACACACAGUUGUAGGAAAUCAUUUUUGUUUGUAAAUCAGAUAAGUUUUUCUGUCAACUUAGUUUUAUAAAUGUGAUCAUUACUGGGUUUGUCAAAAAAAAAUCCAUACGGAUGGUAAGAUCAUUAAAUAUAAGAUCAUAAAAUACUAUUACCUUCCCCAUACUCGGUCUUUAAAACUCCGGUAUUUAAGAACCUAACAAUUCAGUGUUGUCUUGGCAUGAGUCUUUACUUAUCUCUUCUAGUUUUCUGUUUGGAAAUAUUUUAUAGUGCAAGAAGAAGUGGCAGGACUUUGUUUUUUUUAUUUAAAAAAACGUAUUAGUUCCUUAAAUAAAAAUUUUAAAACCUGCUAGAUUUGUAUGAUGAAAAAAUCCAGUUUUGUAUGUUUUUUAAACAAUAAAGAUUAAUUUGUGA
This is a messenger RNA of Eublepharis macularius, 3492 nucleotides long. It is a transcript of the gene SAXO6, whose product is annotated as Mdm1 nuclear protein. Gene Ontology annotation, biological process: negative regulation of centriole replication. Bases 63 to 2285 code for a protein of 740 amino acids. Gene Ontology annotation, molecular function: microtubule binding. NCBI's taxonomy places the organism in Eukaryota, Metazoa, Chordata, Lepidosauria, Squamata, Eublepharidae. The transcript has 15 exons. The record is from RefSeq and is a predicted model, not a curated record.